CUGGAAAGAUCUCAUCAUGGAGGUCACCUUCAACAUCGUUGGUGGAAGAAUCCAGUGUCUAUGGUAGAGAUGAUGACAAGGAGGUAAUAAUCAAAUUGUUGCUGUCAAAUGAAGAAGGUCCCGGCGGUAAGAUAGGCGUGAUUCCAAUAGUCGGCAUGGGCGGGCUCGGAAAAACCACUCUUGCCCAGCUAGUUUAUAAUGAUGAUGAAGUUAAGAAACAUUUUGAACUCAAGGCAUGGGUUUGUGUCUCUGAAGAAUUCGAUAUUUCUCGGGUCACAAAAACGGUGCUUCAAUCAGUGUCUUCAGCUUCUGCUAAGGAUGUUACAGACCUAAAUUCCCUACAAGUUGAGUUGAAAGAGAUGUUCACCGGACGGAAGUUCUUGAUCGUUUUAGAUGAUGUUUGGAAUGAGAGUUAUGUUGAUUGGGAGGACUUGAGGAUUCCUUUCAAAGAUGGGGCUCAUGGAAGCAAGAUUAUCGUGACAACAAGAAGCAAAAGGGUUGCUACUAUCAUGGGAACAGUUUCGAGCCAUAUUCUGAAGGAAUUAUCAAAGGAAGCUUGUUGGGAACUCUUUGCAAAGCAUGCUUCUGGAGCUGGAGACUUUACUGCCCAUCGAGAACUAGAAAGAAUUGGGAGAGAAAUCGUAAAGAAAUGCAAAGGUGUGCCGUUAGCUCUAAAAACACUUGGAGGACUAUUGCGCUCUACGUUGGAUGUUGGGGAAUGGGAAAAGAUAUUGAAGAGUGAUAUUUGGGAUUUUACAGAUGAGCAGAGCAAAAUUCUUCCAGCUUUGAGAUUGAGUUACCAUUAUCUCCCUUCUCCCUUAAAACGAUGUUUUGCUUAUUGUUCAGUAAUUCCCAAGGACCGUGAAUUUGAAAAGGAGGAUUUGAUCUUACUAUGGAUGGCGGAAAAUCUUCUGGAGCAGCCAAAGAGAAGUAAGAGAAUGGAAGAAGUGGGUGAUGAGUACUUUAAUGAUUUAGUAUCUAGAUCAUUUUUUCAACAACAAAGUAACGACAGCCGUUCCAUUUUUGGUAUGCAUGAUCUUAUCGUUGAUUUGGCUAAACAUGUAUCAAGAAGAUAUUGUUUUCUCCUAGAUGACAACACCUCAAAGGAAAUUGCGAUGAUCAAGCGAGCACGUCAUCUUACGUAUGCUAUGAGUGAGAAGAAUUUCUUUGAAUUCUCCAAUUUUGUUUCUGAAACACCUCGUUGGCGCACUUUUCUUCUACGAGGGGACUUACCUGAGAUGAAUGCAAAUGAGUUUGUUAUGAAUGCAAGGUGUCUGAGAGCUCUGUCUUUGUCUUGUGUCCGUGGAAAGGUCGAGGUACCUGAUUCAAUAGGCGAAUUAAGGCAUCUUCGCUACUUGAAUCUCUCGGGGUCUGAAAUUGAAAGAUUGCCCGAAGCUUUCAGCAAGUUGUACAAUUUACAAACGCUGAAGCUGGCAAACUGUCAAAAUCUUGCGAAGCUGCCUAAAGAUUUUUGUCGUCUCAUUAAUUUGAGAUAUCUUGACAUCGCUGGAAGCGGCUUACGAGAUAUGCCUACACAAAUGGGUGAACUGAAGAACCUCCAGAAGUUAAGUACCUUCAUUGUGGGAAAAGAAGAUGGAACCAAAAUAGGAGAGUUGGGAGAACUUGCUGGUCUUAGAGGGGAAAUUUGCAUUAGAGAGUUACAGAAUGUAAUAAAUGCAGAUGAUGCUUUGGAAGCCCGUUUGAGGGACAAGAACUUUGAGGUGUUGAAGUUGGAAUGGGAUGUUGAUUAUGAAACUGAUUCCACAGAACAUGAAAGGAAUGUGCUUGACAAUCUAUUGCCCAGCACAACCUUGAAGAAGCUUGCGAUUAGUGACUAUGGAGGCACAAAAUUUCCAAGUUGGAUAGGCGAUGAGUCAUUCUACAAUAUAGUCCAUGUUAGACUUUAUAACUGCAAAUAUUGCCUCAGUUUGCCCCCACUUGGUCAAUUGCCGUCCCUCAAAGAACUUUAUAUUUCAGGAUUUGAUGCAAUAGUAAGGGUGGGUCCUGAGUUUUGUGGGAGUAGCUCAUCAAGUGCAAAGCCUUUUGCAUCGUUGGAAAGCCUAAAGUUCUAUAAUAUGUCAUACUGGGAGGAAUGGUUAAUGCCAGAUGAAGCUUUCCCAAAGCUUAAAUCGCUUUCUAUAAGUCGUUGCAAGAAGCUUACUGGAGACUUGCCUCGCCUCCUUCCAUAUUUAACAGAGUUUUCCAUCUGGGCAUGUCCAGAACUUGCUUCUUCCCUACCAAUGAUGCCAAUCGUCAACAAUGUAGACCUUGAAGACUGUGAGAAGAUUACUGGGUAUGAUGUUGUAGAAUCGUUUGGGUGUCUUGAAGGUCUUGGAAUCAGCAAGUGUCUUGAGUCAACAACUUGUAGGUCUCUUCCUGCUGGCUUGAAGAUCCUUGUGUUCAGGAAUGGCCAGAAUUUAGAGAUUCCUCUGCUCAACUUAUAUGACUGCCCCAAUCUGACUGAGAUUUGGAUUAUCAAUUGCGAAAAGGUUAUCAACUCCGGAAUGAGAUGGAACUUGCAAGGAAUUCCCAAUCUUACAACAUUUAGAAUUACUACUUGUACAUUUGAAAAUAAUUUGGAGUCAUUUCCAGAGGAAGGGCUGCUGCCUAGCACUAUCACAGAGCUUCAAAUCUGGGAUCUUGAAUGGCUUAAAACACUGGACAGCAAUGGGCUUCAACAACUCACCUCUUUAACUUCACUUUCUAUCGGAAAUUGUCUUAACUUGCAGACAAUUACAGAAAAAGUGCUUCCGUCCUCUCUUCUAAGCUUUACGUUGUAUAAAUGUCCGUUGCUGGAGGAAAAGUGCGAGAGGGAGAAAGGGGAGUAUUGGAACAAGAUUGCUCACAUCCCCACCAUUACCAUAUAUAAAUUAACAAGAUCCAGAUACUAGGUAGCUCUUCAUUAUUUUACCUUUUUUUUCUUUUAUUUGCUAUCUUUCCUCUUUCUUUUUCCAGUGAGAAUGUGAUUCGUACUGCACCUUCACUCUGUAGUUUGGCUAAUCAAUUUUCGGUCAUGAAACAUGCUCAAAUUGUUUUUCAGGUUUUCUUAACCAAUUAAUUUAGUUAAUAUC
Molecule: messenger RNA, 3071 nt
Organism: Morus notabilis
Lineage: Eukaryota; Viridiplantae; Streptophyta; Magnoliopsida; Rosales; Moraceae
Product: putative disease resistance RPP13-like protein 1
Exons: 2
Coding region: 156-2891 (911 amino acids)
Biological process (GO): defense response to other organism
Molecular function (GO): protein binding; ADP binding
Source: RefSeq, a predicted model, not a curated record